AUGCCAGGAGGGUUCGCAUACUUGGCGUCACCAUUCGUCGUCGGGCUUGUUACCCUCGGCGAAUGCAAACAAGUCGACCGUGCCUGUGGAGACGCGAGUGUGUCGCAGAACCGCCUCGAAGACUCGCUGCUGUGGCGGUCAAGCUACCCCAGGGCCGAGUACGGCAUACCACGGAGUCGAGCCAUGUUCGAUUCGCCUUUUACGACCCUGCCCUACCGCACGCCCAUCAUGCUACCUCCCCCGAUCGCUCAGGACAUUUGA
This is a messenger RNA of Aphanomyces astaci, 261 nucleotides long. RefSeq lists its product as hypothetical. The transcript is spliced from 2 exons. NCBI's taxonomy places the organism in Eukaryota, Oomycota, Saprolegniomycetes, Saprolegniales, Verrucalvaceae. The record is from RefSeq and is a predicted model, not a curated record. The coding region runs from base 1 to 261 and encodes 86 amino acids.